This is a messenger RNA of Symbiodinium sp. CCMP2592, 7938 nucleotides long. The record is from the annotation of a GenBank genome assembly. Lineage: Eukaryota; Dinophyceae; Suessiales; Symbiodiniaceae.
AUGUCCAGCAUGGCGAUCGCUUUCAGUCAAGAAAACAUCCGAUGCACCGAAGGACAGGCAAGCACGGUUGGGGCUCAUGGCAGUGGCGAGAGAGCAGUUGGGCUCCAGGUGGCCACUGGAAUGGCCCUGGGGGGUCUGAAGCUGGUCAGCGGCAGGACCGAGCACGACCUGGCGAUUCCGCGCAAGAUCCAGGAGCUCCCAGUGGACGAGGACCCUUGGCGCUGGCAAGGACCGGGCGCGAAGGGCGACUACUCGGACCCUCCGGCCUUCCCUGGAUGGUCCCAUCGGCGCUACUGGACGGCAGCUAUUCGGCGAUGGAACAAGAACACCGAUAUCCCUUUGUUCCGUCGCGGAGAAAAAGUUCUACGGUGCCUAGGAUGGGAGCUUCAAGCAGACAUGGAGCACAUCACGGAGGCCGAGCUCGGUGAGCACGACUACCUCGAGAAGAUCCUCAAGGUCUUGGAUGCGAAGGCUGGUGUUCGCCAGGAUGACGAGAAGCGGCGAGCAUUCAAGGCUGUCAUGACCGAGAACCAGCGAAGGCGGGAUGAGUCGUUGUCUCAGUACUCUCUUCGCAGGACUCAGGAUUUUCAGCGGGCAACUACGUAUGGCUUUGUCCUCCCUCGCGAGCUUCAGGCUGCGAUGCUACGUGAAGGAGCCAGUCUUAGCGAGCAGAACCUGCAGAACCUUACGGCCCUCCUGCAGAAGGAUGACUCGGACCCUGACAAGGUAGCCAAGGGCCUGUGUCAGCUGGAUGUUCGAACUGACAAGCUGAUUGGCUUCGCGAACGGCGAGGUCCCCGCUGCCGGGUCAGAUGCUCCGGUCUACUUGGCGGACGACGACGGGGACGACGACGAUGAGCUGAGUGACGAGGAGGUCCUCGCUGAGCUCGAGGCCUUGGACUUGUUCGAGGACCAGGUGUGCGAGGUGUUCGCAGUGCUGGACGGCGGCGGCGGCUUCAAGAAGAAGCGCACUUGGAAAGAAAAUCGUCUGAUGAAGGCGGAGAUGAAGAAGGACCGUGGGUCUUUCAUCAAAGGAAGUGAUGCCCCUCCGAGAGGCCACGGCGGAGGACUACCUGGAGGUCGCGACGGAGCUCGCGGCCGAGAGUGGCGCGGAGGCGGCCGAGGACGAGGCGGCAUGUCUCGUGAGCAGCUCAAGAAGAUCUCAAAGUGUCGCGGAUGUGGUCAGAAAGGACAUUGGGUUGCAGAGUGUCCGAAUAAGGGCAAAACGGCGGCUGUCAGUGGCUUUGUGUAUGCUCCGGAGCCAGCCUCUGCUCAGGCGGUGGCCUUCUCUUUCCUUUCCCGGCGAGAGCUGUACGAGAUCGUCGGUGAGAUCCAAGCUGCUCCUCAGGACCGCCCGAGCUGUCCCAAUUCUUCUGUGUGGAGUUUCCUGACGAUGCCUUCCGGAGACGCCAUCGUGGACACUGGAGCAACCCAGGACUUGAUCGGGUCAACGGCUUUUGUGGCGCUGAAGCACCGCCUGAAGGACGUGGGCCUCCAGCCCAUCAAGGUGGACGUGAGCUGCGCGGUGCCAUCUGGCAUCGGGGGAAAGGCCACUGUGGAGCAGGUGGUCUUGGUUCCGAUCUCACCAGGUGGAUGUGCCGGCGUUCUUCAGAUGGUUGUGCUGACGGCUGAUAUCCCUCCCCUCUUGAGCAUCGGCUUUCUCGAUUUUAUGGGAGGGAUCAUAGAUCUGCCAGCUAAGGAACUCCGGCUUUCAAAGUAUCAGACGGCGGUCCCGCUCAAAGAGCUCCCGUCAGGCCACAGAUCUAUCCCUUUGAUAGAGUGGACCGGCGGCAAGUUCGAAGUUCCUGCCCCGAUCCGCGAGAAGUUCGGCUUGCCUUUUGACGCUUUCAACCUGAAGGCAAUGUCUUCGUCCGAGUACACAAAAGACGUGCAGUUCGGCAACAGUGUCAUGUGCACUUUGAACAACCUGCCGAACUCCUGUCGACAGUUGCUCAUGUACUUCAAGCUGGCGAUGGCCGAGCGUGCGAAGAAGACCCGACAAGGGCGCUUGAAGUAUGUGACCGCGGACGAGAGCGCGGCGGGCAGCUGCAUCCACCCGGCGAACCGGAUCAUUCGUCGGGGAAAUCAGUGGGCGAGCUGGCAAGUGUGCACCCAGUGCCAGGCUCGAGUGGCUUACGCCUCGAAACCUCGGGGAAAAGCUGCAGCCAAGGCGAAGGCCAAAUCGAGGUCCUCAGCGAAUCCGGUGCAGAGCGAAGGAUCCAUGGGGAAGGAGACCGAGCCAGUGGAGUUCCAGCCAUCUUUCCGUCGCUCAACGACUCCGGCGGCAGCGAGCUCUACGGUGACGCCGGACCUCCAGGUGAUGAUGCAGGCCUUCAUGGCGGGGAUCCAGCAGCAGAGUGCCGACAUGAACCGCGCCAUGGACCAGAUCAACAGCUCCCUGCGAGAGUUGGCUCGCGGACAGAGCCAAAUGAUGAUGAUGGGCGGCGAUCUGGCCGCUUCCUCCAGCUCGGGAGCGACGACGAGCCUACAGCAGCAAGCCGAGCAGCUAGCCCGAGUGGCGAUGGAGGUGGACCUGUCGGACGAGUGGGACGAGGUGAAUCCCAAUGCCGAGGAUCACCUCAGUACCAAGGCUGUGCCAAGCUGGGUUUUGUACCAAGAGAGGGAGAAAGCAAUGGAUAAGCUCCCACCCGGAGCGCGGCUCGUGGAGUCGUCUGACCACUACAUCACUGAGAAUGUCCCGACGGCGCUCCACCAAGUCCUCUACGGCAUUCCCAGCGACGAGGUCCCGAGUGGAUGGAAGGGCGUGAUCCAGGAGGUUCGGGCUGCAGAUGGUGCUCUUCUGUACCGGGGGACCACCGAAGGCUGCUCGGACGAGGAAACCCGAGCCGCCGGAAAUGCCUGGACCUGGCUGUUGCCAGCAAGGCUGGCCCAUGGAUGGUGUACCCUCGGCAAGCGCGGCCACGUGGAGGUUCUGAACGCCGAAGGUCAGGUGAGCUCUAUGGGACCGAUCUGGAUCUUCUUCGACCGAGAACGCGAGCUUCAGAGAGUUAGCGAUGCGAAGAUCGAGGAGGUCUGGCCUGAGGACCCUCUUCGUGGAGAUGAGGCCCCUUGUCGCAAGCAGUUACUGGAGGCGUUUGCAGGUCAAGCUCGCGGUGACUGCCAGGUGGACUACCUCGAGAUUUUCACUAAGACACCGCUGCAGGAUUGCGUGCGGCGGAAAGGGCUGCGAGUUGGUCUUCUUGGAGAUGAGGCGGAAAAUCUGACUGCGGCUGGCCGCACGGCCGUCCGAGAGGGGUGUUCAUCGUUGAGACCACGAAUUCUGGCAGCACGGUGGGAGAGUGAAGGUGACGGUCCUCAGGAUCGGCGAUCAGCUGUUCGAGACCGACUUCGACAAGGGCUUUUCUCAGAAGUUGCCGAGGAACAAGUUCGUCGUGGCCAUCACUUCCUCGUGGACUACCCUCUCCCUCUGGUGGAUCCUGUGGAGCAAAAGGUAGGUGCAGUCUGCGAUCAUCGGUUCUCUGCCCUGAUUGAGUCUCACGCGCACCAGGUCAUUGUAUGCCAUCAGCAUGGUCAGCCAAGGCGCAUGGCAUCCUCGUUUGCGGCAGGAGAUCUCCUAAAAGAGAGGGUGAGCUCCGCAGAAGUGCUUGAGAGAGGUGCUCCUCUUGGUGAUCGUUCGCGAGAGGAGCGGAUGGCAAAGGAGCUUUUAGAUGCCAACGACUUCUCUUUUGCGGCUUGCCAGGACUUGAUCGAUUGCACCAGUCUUCCAUCUCGAACGACCAGUCGGAGUGGGAUGCCGGAGACCGUGCAGGGCAAGCUCAUGUGCACGUUCGGGCUGUUCAGCCAUGGAGGAGUGUGGGGAGUAACUCGACAAACAAAGCUUCGUCCCCACUUCACGAACUACAUCAACAGCUUCCUCGACUGGCACGGCGCCGGCGGCCCCAGAACGAGCUUCUCUGUGAAUACCGGAGUUGGGCUUACCAUGCACCUGGACAAGUACAAUCUUCCUGACACCAGGAACUCCUUGAUCACCUUCGGGAAGCACGCUGGCGGCCGGUUGUGGGCCGAGGAUGCAUGCCAAGUCACUGGCGGCAAGAUCAACGAAAGGAGCUCUCGGAAGUCUCCUUCCGGCCAGGUCCUCUACGGUCACAUGGUGAAUACCUACCAGAAGAUGGCGACGUUCGAUGCCCAUUACUACCACGAAGUGGAACCUUGGACCGGCUGUCGUUACAGUGCAGCCUGCUGGGCCAACGCCUCUGUGGCUAAGGUGGAUAAUCGUACCCGUCGAAGGCUCAGGACACUUGGCUUCCGGCUUCCCCGCGCGUCUGGCCCGGGAGGUCCCAAGAUUGGUUCGGCGCGGCCGGACGGGCUCUGCGAAGCCGUGCUGGAGGCUUGCGCCGCACACGCAUCCGGGUCUACCUGUCCCUCUGCGAGACCGCUGUUUUCCUUCCCGUCAGUCCCAGAUCCUGAGGAUGAGAAUGAGAUGGAGGAGGGAGACGAAGUGCAGUCGGAUCCAAGGGCAGAGGAAGCUCCACCGCUCCGGGUGACUGAGAGUCAGAAGCGGUUGGUUCACAAAGUUCAUGUGAACGUGGGACAUCCUCCAAAGGCCAGGUUCUUGCGAAUGAUGAAGGCAGCCGGGACGUUGCCCCACGUGAUGCACUACAUCAAGAACGACUACGAGUGCGACCAAUGCUCCAUUCGACAAAGACCGGAUCACAGGCAUCGGGCACGGUGUCCUCGCAACUAUGAGUUCAACCGCAUGUUGUCGAUCGACGUUUUCUACAUCAAGUUUGGGAUCUACCAAGUCCCGAUCCUCAACAUGACUGACACUGGGACGUGUUAUCAGGUUCUUCAGAGGCUGCCUAUCGCGACUGGCGGCCACGGAGGCACCCCGACCUCGGAUGCAACCUGGAGGGCUUUUCUGGCCACAUGGAUUCGCUUCUUUGGCCCUCCCGAGGUCCUUGUCUGUGACUCUGGAUCCGAGUUCAAAGCACACUUCGAAAGGGGAUGUGAGGGUCAGGGUAUUUUGCAACAUGUCGUCCUACCAGAAAACCCCUGGAAGAACGCCAUCAGCGAGCGACACGGCGGCUUCAUUAAGCACCGCCUUGAUCAGGAAUUGUCUUCAGGAAGGGGCGUGCUCCAAACUUGGGAGGACUUGGACGACUUCUUGCACGAGAUGGUCUCAGUAAAGAACCGAUGGCUGAGCCGAGGUGGAGUGUCUCCGACUCAGUUGGUGUUUGGCAAAAUGCCUCGGAUCCCCGGUGAUCUCCUUAGUGACGACCACACUGGGCUGAUGGCAUUGCAUGAUGCGCUUGAGGACCCUCUUGGAACCGAUCAGGCAGCAGCUGAGUUCAGGAGACGAAUGGAAGUGCGAGAGAGAGCCAGGCAAAUCACCAUGGCCCAGGCAUCCCGAGAGGCGGUCCAGCGUGCUGUUAAAGCUUCUACCCAUCAAUCUCGGAGGUUCUAUGCGGGCCAAUGGGUAUACUGCUUCCGACGGGGUCGUCCAGGUGAUCCUCUUCAUCCUCGAGACCGGUGGGUUGGUCCUGGACUGGUGGUUGUGGCCAACAACAGCACGGUCUAUGUUGGGAUGCGGACGAGGCUCUGGAGAUGUUCCCCAUCCGAUCCUGGAAUGUCGGAGCUCAUCCGCCGGGUGAUCUCAGGCUCUACGGCUCGAGCCAUUAACGUUGCCCGAGAAGGAGCUCCACCUGACGGUGCAGCGGUUGCUCCUGUUGACCGAGAGAACGCGGAAAUUCCGUUGGCGGGCGAGGCCCCUCAGGCUGCUGCCGAGGAAGUGGUUCCAGUUCCUCCUGGCCUACUUCCUCCUGGACUACCUCCUCCACCUGGUGAUCUCCCUCGUGAUGAUCUAGACCGCGCUGAUGGACGAGCUCAACAUGCUGAAAAUAGGCAGCGAGGACGGCCUCCCGAGGUCGAAGAGCCGGCCCGCAAAGUACCGAGGACUGAAAGUCCGCCUGGAACCCGAGCCCCGGGUACACCCAUGGGGCCCUUGCUGCGAGCGGUGCAGAAUGCGGUCCGCCCAGAAGCCGAGGUCCCCUCUUCAUCUUCUUCUCUGACGCCUACGGAAAAUCUUCCCGGUGAGCAUCGCGUGGGAAGACAGGUUCGAGAGUGGGAGGAGGUCACCGCCCAGAGAGCUCGAGAGCGGACGCCCCCGCCAUCUCAGCGAGAUGGAGAUGAUAGCUCCGAGGACCUGUGGGCCACUUUCGAGCAGGAAGGAUGGUCCGGGAGCUUCUACAACUACCGUCAAGGAUCUCAAGAGCUGGGCACGGAUGCUUCCGGAGAGUGGACGUGGCUGGCCAAGCGCAAUGACGAGGUGUCCUUGAAGCAGCUGGCAGCGAGCGAGAGGGAGAUGUUUGCGAAAUCCGAUCUCCUGGAGUGGCAGAGCAUCCUGGACUCUAAAGCUGUUAAGGUCCUUUGUGGAAAACAAGCAGCAGAAGCACGAGCCAGGCACCCAUCUCGAAUUCUCUCGAGCCGUAUGGUGAGGCGAAAGAAGCCAAUGCCCGGGCUGGGCCAAUGGAAGCCCAAGAGCAGGUGGUGUAUCCACGGACACCACGAUCCGGACACGGGGUCCCUGGUCACGUAUUCACCUACUCCGGCUUCGGAAUCUCUUAUGCUCUUCCUCCAGGCCUCGAUCAACCUCCAACAUGUUCGGGCUUUCGCGGACGUCAAGGCCGCCUUCACUCAGAGCCUGCCGAUUCGCAGGCCAGCCGGGCCGAUUUUCGCCGAACCCUGUGAGGGCUUGAGCCUCCCCGAAGGGGCACUGAUAGAAAUCCUUGUCCCAGUAUAUGGGUUAGACGAUGCGCCAGCUGCCUGGCGCGAAACAGUGACCCAAUACCUGGUCGAGGAGGAGGGCUUCACUCGAAAUUUGGUUGAGCCCUGCUGGUUCUCCAAGUUCGUUGCCGGCUCGAGUACCUGUGUGGCCCAAGUGCUUGUCGAGGUGGACGACUUCAUUGUCAGUGCGAACCCCGACUUUAUGCCAGGGCUUCGAACAAGUAUGCAGAAGAGGUUCCGAUUUGGAAAGUGGGAGGAUGGGUCAGCGGAAUAUGCUGGCCGUCUCAUUGAGGACAAAGGUGACCACCUCUCUGUGUCCCAGGAGAAGUACAUUCUUGAGCAAGUGACUUCGGUGACCCUCUCAAGAGAACGCAAGCGGCAGCCCGAUGAGCGUCUCUCCCCCUCGGAGUUCGAAUCUUUCCGCUCUCUUGUGUACAAGUUGAACUGGCUGGGACGUGAGACUAGGCCGGAGGCAGCCGGUGUCGCAUCCAUCAUGGCCUCGAGGCUCCAGGUUGCCAGCAUCAAGGACGUGAUGGUGGUGAAUCGAUUCGUGAAUCACCUUCGCAACACCGCCAAUCGUCCCUUGAAGAUUUGGCGGUUUGGCCCUGAUUCUAUGGCCUUUGUGGCGGUCUCGGAUGCCGGUGGCGUGAACACCAAGGAGACUUUGCUUGACGACGAAGGCCUUCCGACUGAUGCGACCCAAGGAGCUUGGCUUGUGCUCACCGCGGAGGCGUUACCAGAAGGAGAUCGCCGGGUUCGUGCAAGCCCUAUGUCCUGGAGGUCCUCGAAACUUAAAAGAAAAGUCUUCAGUACGGUCGGAGGCGAGACGCAGGCCAUGCUUCAAGGGGUGAACGAGGUCGAGUGGAUGCAGGUAAUGUACAGAGAUGGAGUUUUCCAUGAUGUUCAGCUGCGCAGCUGGCAGGAAAGCCUGAGGCCGCACAUGCUUGUGAUGAAGGGCGAGCACCCUGGCGGCGGCCGCAACCCUCAGUGUGUGGUGACAGACGCUAAGAGCUUGUUUGACUGCAUUCUGAAGGAGCAUCCCGCUGGACGUCAGGACAGAAAGUCUGCCCUCGAGCUUGCCAUCAUUCUUCGUGAUUUGCAACGAUCCAAGAGUAUGGUGCGGUGGAUCCCGCAUCAAAAAAUGAUCGCAGAUGGGCUCACGAAGGAAGACCCUUUCGCGGAAACGGUGCAUUAG